AUGGCAACAACUGAAGCAAAAGAAGUUCAACAAUCUCCUACAGGGAUUACUUCAAAGAAACUUUCUUGUAAUGGUCAUACUUGUCUAACAUGCGGUAAAUGUCUUGAUUGGCGUUUUACCGGCGAUGCACAAACUUGGGAUUGGAUACGUAACUAUCAAAGUUGGAAUAACGAUGAUUGGAAGCGCUGGCGUCGUAAUCAUUUAUGGAACCUUUAUGAGCGUAGUGAUGGUGCAACAUGCACUAGUGUUAGUCAUGGUGCUGGUUCCACUUUUGAUGAUCCUAUUUUUGGUGGUCAUCAUGUUGUUCAUAAAGUUAAUAUUUUUGGUGGUCUUCAUAUUAAUACAAGUCAUGAUUUUAUUUUUGUUGGAGAUCAUAUUUCUACUGAACACCACAUUAUUUCUUCUGACGGUGAUCUUUGUGUUUGUAAUAUUAAUAAUAAAUAA
Molecule: messenger RNA, 444 nt
Organism: Rotaria socialis
Lineage: Eukaryota; Metazoa; Rotifera; Eurotatoria; Philodinida; Philodinidae
Source: the annotation of a GenBank genome assembly